This is a messenger RNA of Kluyveromyces lactis, 1728 nucleotides long. It is a transcript of the gene DTR1, whose product is annotated as Dtr1p. Gene Ontology annotation, biological process: amine transport; transmembrane transport. The coding region runs from base 1 to 1728 and encodes 575 amino acids. The record is from RefSeq and is a predicted model, not a curated record. Gene Ontology annotation, molecular function: amine transmembrane transporter activity. NCBI's taxonomy places the organism in Eukaryota, Fungi, Ascomycota, Saccharomycetes, Saccharomycetales, Saccharomycetaceae. The transcript has a single exon.
AUGGGCGUGAAUCGAAGUAACAGUAUUCUAUCAUCAGGGUCUCACAACAGCAAGACAAUUCAAAAUAUCGAAAAAAAAAUGGAAGGCUUACCAUCGCCGUUGAUUACAGCCUCUAAUAUAUCGAUAAACCCAAAUGAGAAUCGUUUAGAAAAAGAGUCUGAUAUGACAGAUAUCAGUGAAAUAAAAGACACAGAUUUUGAUAGUGACAAGUCGAAGGAAGAGCAAAGUUCUAUAGUACGCAACGAGAAACAUCCAGAAACGGCUUUCACAGCUCUAGAACCUGAAAUUGCAUAUAAUCCACCAUAUAGUGCGUUUUCAAACUAUCAGGUUGUGAGCAUACUAUUAAUUAUAAUUUACAUUGGGUUCUUAGGACCCGUGACAGGUAACAUUUACAUUCCCGCACUACCUAUUCUUCAAUCCGAAUUUAAUACUAGCACAACUGCUAUCAAUGGUACAGUUGCUGCAUUUAUGGGUGUUUUUGCAGUAGGACCCUUCUUGUGGGCAGUACAUGCUGAUUUUGGAGGUAGGAAAUUCUUGUACAUUUUCUCCUUAAUGAUUGCACUUAUUGCCAACGUUCUUCUUGCAGCGGUUCCUAAGCAUUUGGCCGCUCUUUACAUCUUAAGAGUGUUUCAAGCCAUUGGAACUAGUGCUGUAAUUCCGUUAGGGGUUGGAACUGUCAGUGACCUUAUAUCUCCAAUGAAUAGAGCCAAAGGUGUCUCAUAUUUCAUGUUAGGACCAAAUAUGGGCCCAAUUCUUGGGCCCAUAUUUGGAGGGUUAAUAUUAAUGAAUGGUAAUCAAUGGAGAUGGUUAUUCGGGUUCACUUCUAUUACUACUGGCGUGGGGUUAAUUCUAAUAGUAACGUUUUUGCCGGAAACUCUUCGAUGUAUCGUUGGGAAUGGUGAUCCACGGUGGAAGGAAGAUUCAGAAUUUCCAGCUUCGUUAAGUAUAGAGGAAUCUUCACAAACAAAGGAAGAGUCCGUUGUCAAGCCACACAUGCAAUUAUUCCGUGACUUGGGCCUACAGAAACCAGUCAACGACACUCCAGUAUUUGCCAAAUUGUACCCAAGGCCACCUAAGCCAACAUGGCGUUCAUAUUAUCUGACAUUUCUUGAGUUGAGAGUCAUUAUAUGUUCCAUUUCAACAGCAAUCCUAUUCUCCUCAUACUACUGUUUCAGUGUUAUUUUAUCGCAUGAGCUCCAUUCGAGAUUCGGUUUCAACAACCUCCAAAUUGGUGCUUGUUACGUGUGUCCUGGUAUUGGAUUACUAUGUGGUUCAUUAAGUGGAGGUCACCUAUCAGAUUUUUUCAAGGCAAAAUCAAAGAAAUGGAUUCCAGAGUAUAGGCUCUGGUUUCAAAUUUGGGGUCUAGCGAUUAGCAUGGCCGGUUGCUGCGGUUUUGGCUGGGCCAUUGAAAAGGAACUACAUAUAGUCGUUAUAUUGGUUUUUUCUUUCUUGUUGGCAUUCGGUAUGACGUGGUGCUCAAAUGCUACGAUGACAUUUUUGACAGAACUGGAUAGGAAAAAGACAGCAACCCUGGUUUCUAUCAGUAGUUUUUUCAGAAACGCAGCCGCAGCAGUAGCAUCAGCAAUAGUUUUCAAAUUAAUCGAGGCAAUGGGGGCUGGAUGGUGUUUCACUGGUCUUGCAUUCUGUGACUGUGCUACGAUCGCUGGAAUCGUGUAUCUAAUGAUCAAAGGUAAAAAACGUAGACAGUCUUCGCAAAGUGACGUAUGA